Molecule: messenger RNA, 10940 nt
Organism: Caenorhabditis auriculariae
Lineage: Eukaryota; Metazoa; Nematoda; Chromadorea; Rhabditida; Rhabditidae
Source: the annotation of a GenBank genome assembly
AUGGCCGCUAAAAGGGAGAGGCUCAAAAAGGCCGCAAGAAGGGAACAAAAGGGCAGCAAACAGAGUUUUUGGAGCCUUUUUCGACCUUUUCCGACUCCCAUUAUUAAUUUCUAAAAAAAGUGAAGUCUUCAAUUACCAAUUAGAAAUAUGAAUUCUCGUUUUGACCAACGGAAACGCUAUUAUGAUACCACGAAAAGGAUCAAAAACCAUCUUCCAUUCCAUUUUCACGCUGUUGAAUCAUCCGAUUUGUAAAACUUUCCAAUUUUCAAAAGUUCGUUCUUUAAAUUGAAAAACUCUCCCCUUGAAUGAAAGUGGGUUUUUUGAUUCCUGUUAUUGUAGCGUUUCCAUUGGUCAAAACGAGAAAUGUCUUGAGAUGAUUCGAAACAGAAAAAAUGUGGCUUUUUAUCUUGGUUCCUUCGUUAUUUUUCAUGAAAAUAGCGAACGUCUUCAAUUACCAAUCAAAAAAAUAUGGAUUAGAAAAACUGGAGUUGAUUAUGAGCUUCAUUUUAUAAAUUAUUCUUCAAAAUUUAGUUGGAUAAUGGAAGUCAUGUUGAAGGCGAUGAAAAUCUCAUCUUUCAGUCGACAAUCUCCCGUCACCGAGCGGUUCUGGCCCCACGGCUUCUCCAACUUCAACCUCUCCCUCUGCCACUCCCAUUAGGUAAAAAAAGAUUUUUGGCCAAGAUAAUAACCUUUUCAAAACUUCAAGUGUGGCUUUUUCGGAUCAUUUUUGAAGAUAAUAAGCUUCCUUUUUUGUGGCGGGAAGGGCAAAUUGGUUGGUUUUUGAACGGCGAACCUUUUGGUUCGAGAAACGAGGAAUUGCUCUAUUUUUUGUCCGAAAAGUGCAGUGGACAAAGGGAUAGACCUUUUAGUUCAACUUUUCGAUGGGAAAAUUGGGAACAAGUGGUUUUUCCAAUGGUUUCUUAUAAAGUGACCGGAAAGGAAUGAAUUUUGAUUCCAGGGGUUUUUACCCACACUCUAUCGAUCUAUACUACCUGCGCCCUUUUAGAGAAAAAAAACUCUCCCAGAAUUUUUGAAAAUUCAUGAAGUUGUACCAUUUUUGAUGCUUGAAAAUCCAAAAAAAUUCAGAAAAAUAUUCCAUUUUUUUCAAAGAGAAAAAUUAACUAUUCUGCGUCAGAAAAAGCUUAAUAAAUAAUUCAUUUUCACUUGGAACUGAAAAAUAAGGAAUUUUUCCCUUUUCAAAAAGGUCUAGAAUUACGAGAAGAUCACUGAACAUCGAAAUUUGAUACUUUUUCGGUAAAAGGGCCCCGGAAAGUUAUGAAUUUUCAUCAGAACUACAGUUUUUUUUAUAAUCAAUUCACGCUUAAAAUGUCAUAUUCGAAAGAUGAAGGAACAUAAUUUGGAUUUAGAGCUCAAGAAAGUUCUUUCUCAUCGAAAGAACAUAGGCAAAGUAGGAAGGGUUCAGAAUUUUCCUUUUAGGGUGAUAAAGGCUCCUUUUUUGCGCCAUUUCAUCGGCUCUUAUGCACCAUUUUUGUUGCCUCUCCCCUUUUCCAAAAAUUCCUCGCUAGAUUUUUUCGAUGUUUUUAUUCAAUUUGAUGGAAGGCAUUUAGUACCUAGUGGAUGGAAGAUGCACUGAAUGAAAAUGAGAGAAAUGAAGUAAAAUAUAUGGUUUGAAACGUAUUUCGGCGGGUUUCUAGACACUCAAUACUUGAUAUGUUAUGUUAAAAAUGAUUGAAACGUGUUUUUAGAGAUUUAAAGGUGUUAGAAUCGAGGUUUUAGGAAUUUCUUGAUUUUCAAACUGGUUCAAAGUAAGGAGAAGCACUGUUUCUAACCACAUUUGUAAGUUUCUGCAAAAUUGGAAAAGUUGGAAAAAAGCUCCAUAGAAAUGUUCCUGUUUUGCUGCCUUUUUGCGCCAUUUUAUCGGCCCUUAUGCACCAUUUUUGCUGCCUCUCCCUUUUUCCACCUUUUCUUGACUCUUCAAAAUCCAGAAAAAAUGAAAGGCUUGAUAAAGGGACCAUUUCUGCGACCUUUUUCAAGCCUUUUAGCAGCUAUUAUUCACCAUUCCGACUUUUCCUGAGAACCUAUUUUUUUCCUCCUGCUUCCGGGAAAAAUAUGACAAAUUCCCUUCCUCUGCACUUUUUCCAUGUGCAUAUUUACGUGCAAUUUGGCCUUUGAUGCUUUGGAAUGAGGAAUGGAAUAAAUUGAGCCAAUUCGAGUUUUUUUCUGAGGGAAAUUAAUGGUUUAUGUACAAGAAGGGAAGCGCAGAAAACAUGGCUUCUCAUUCAAAAAUUUUGAAAAAUGGUCGGAUGAAAAUUUAUUUUGAAAGACGAUUUGAGUCUCUGUGAAAGCCAUUCAUCGUCAAGGAAUAACGAUUUAAAAAUUUUUGAAUUUAAAGAUAUUUUUUUGAGUUUCUUCGAUGUGAAAAUGCCAUUAAUGACCUCAAAAUUCUUAGAAAAACUCAAAUUGGCUCCAUCCAAAGCAUCAAAGGCUGAAUUUCACGUAAAUAUGCAUGCGAAAAUAGUGCAGAGGAAGGGAAUUUCUCCCUUUAUUUGGAUAUUUAAAAAGAGAAAGGGUUUUGAAAUGAGUCCAACCCCUAUAGGGGCCACUAAAGCUUGCAAAAGUAGCCCCAGUGGGGUUUUAUUUAGUGGCCCCUAUGAGGGACAUAAUAUAUCCUAGGAUCUCCAGAAGAGUGGUCCCUGUAGAGACAACCUUAGGGACCUUCUAGGGACCACUUCAAAUACCCCUAUAGGGGCCACUAAAGCUUGCAAAAAGUGAUCCCUAUAGGGAACAUUCUGGUCGAUAAUUGUUAUGAACUCAAAGCGAAGUAGCAUUUCCAUGGGGAAAAAAACUGAAUAAAUACGCGUUUUUCGAAUAAAAAUUGAGAGACCCCUAUAGGGUCCACUUGAGCUUUAGGGGCUAAGGGGUCAAGCCUUAAACUCCUAUAAGGACCACUUUACCACUAUAGGGACCACUUUUUUGGCCCCUAUAGGGGUUGUUUUUUGCAUAACCUCUCUAGGGACCACUCGGAACUCUUGUUCAGUACUUUGAUCCAAAAAACUUUCGAUUGGAAACUUUCCAUAAACCGCAAAAAUGUAUCAAGUUUCCAUGUUCGUCCAGUAACUCUAGACCUUUUUGGAGGGGGAAAGUCUCAACUUUUUUUUUCAAAGGGUUAAGUUUCAAAAUCAAUUGUUUGUGAUGCAUUUUUGAUCAAUAUAGAGUAUCGUGAAACUAGAAAAGACCUUUUCGAAUCGGAUUUUUAAAAAAGGCACAAAAGUUUAUUUUCUAGUGGAUUUUUUAAAUUACUACGUCUCCAACCUACUGGGAAACGCUGAAGUGGCCCCUGUAGGGAGAAAAAAACCCUCCAGAGGUCACUAUGGGACCCCCUAAAUUUCAAAAUCCCUUUAGGACCCCCUUGAACUUUUCACAGUACGUUAUCUCCAUCGAGAAUCGUUAAAAAAACAGCGAGGCUGGGAUAUUUAAAAAAAUGUUAAAAUGGAUUAUUGAUAAAUGUUGGAGAGGUUGAAUGGAUAGGAGAUUUUUUUGAUUUUUUUCGAGGAAAAAUAUUUAAUUUUUUUCAUUAGCCAGGACAUUCCAAGGCUUUUCAAUGUUCUUUUGAAUGAACUUUAUCCAAUCUAAAAGUUCAUUAGGGCUUGAAUAAAUGAAGAGUGGCAAGGACUCCGUAAACAAUAAAAAUUCAAUUUUGCGGUUAUUUUAAGUGUUGGAUAAGUAGAGUGGAUUUCCCCAUUUUCUGAUAUUUUGAAGAAUUUCAAGGCUCUUCGAAUUUCCUGUGCAUUUUUCGAGAAAAAUAUUCUAUUUUCCGUUCUCCAGGACAUUUUUCUUGGUUGUUGAUGUUUUGGGCAUCGUUUGACGUGCUUUUCCGUGCCCCCUUGGACUAAUAUUUUGGCCCUUUUUUCAGUUUGAAGAGCCUAGUUUUUCUGGAAAGGGGUUUUGAGAAAAAAUGAGGGUGAAUAGUAGUUUGGAAGAUUGUAUGAUGAAUUGAAGGAAACGUCAGAAGCUGGAAAAAAAAAGUAUUGAACCUUCAAAGAGAGCCUUACAAUUGAAAUCUGUUGAAAAAGGGAGUGACUGCAAAAUGGCCGCUAAAAGGGUCCCUUUUUACGACCUUUAUUGAACCUUUCUUUCUUGGUGGGCUAAAAAGAGUCAAAAAGGGUCAAAAAAGGGCUCUGAAAGUCCUGCUAUUUCCGAUUUUAUUACUGUAGCAUAUUUUGGUUCAUACACAGUCCCUUGUAAAAAUUAUUCUCAAUUUAAAAAUUUUUUUAUUUCUCAAAAGGGUCCAAAAAGGCUGGAUAAGGCCGAUGGAAAGACGGAAAAAGGCAGUAAAGAAACCAUUGCCACCCGUUUAGGAACAAUUAAUGGAAACAGACUGAUCCAUAACGGACCCUCGAAGGGCCCGUGAAGAGUUUUCCCGACUUUGCCUAUGGUGGAAAUAUUUUUGGAUGCGAAUAAAUCAUAGGCAAAGUCGGAAGGACCCUUUACGGGCCCCUGGAGGGUCCGUUAUGGAUCCAAACGGUUUCCAUUAAAUUUUCCUGAACGGUUCCCUUUUUACUGCCUUUUUCCGUCCUUUCAUCGGCCUUCUUCCACCCUUUUUGGACCCUUUUGAGAAACAAAAAUUUUUUAAAUCGAGAAAAAUCUUUACCAGUGACUGUGAACCAAAAUAUGUUACAGUAAUAAAAUCGGAAAUCAUCAAUAGCAGAGUCUUUCAGAACCCUUUUUGAGGCUUUUUAGUCCAUCAAGAAAGAAAGGCUCAAUAAAGGCCGUAAAAAGGAACCCUUUCAGCACCCCUUUUGUACCCUUACCCUUUCUUGACCCUUUUUGCAGCCUUACUCUUUCUUGACCCUUUUUUAAGGCUUUUUAAUCCACCAAGAAAGAAAGGCUCAACAAAGGCCACAAAACGAAACCCUUUUAGCGGCCAUUUUGCACCCGUUUUCCGCACUUCCGAUUUUGGCAGUGUAAUUUAGACGAAAAUUAAUAUUUUUCAUUAGAAAAUGAAGUACAAAACCAACCAGGUUAUUAAGUGUGGAAUAACCUUUUUUCUACCUGGGAAUAUUUUCCAAUCCCCCAAUUAAUUUUUUGUAGUUUUGAGCGUUUGUAGACUACAAAACGCAUAGCGGAAAGGUUUUUCUACUCAACUUUCUCAAGAUUUCCGUGAGAGAAAAAAAGCUUCUGAUUGUAAAUUAUUUAUGCCGCGAAAGCUUCUUCGAGACCUUUGGAAUAAUAAAAUAAAGUAAGAAAGUUUUAGGGGUUUUUGGCGCGAUUUUUGAAGAAAUGGAGGGAAAAAAAUAAUAAUUGGAUCAGUACUUAAUCAGUUAUAAAAAAGCCAAAAACUUCCUGGAAAUUCAUUUUUCAAUAUUUUUAUGAAUUUCUGGCAUUGAAUAAAGUUCAUUUAAAGGAUAGUAGAAAGCCUCAAAACUGGAAAAAAGGAAAAUGUCAUUCCUAAUGGGGUGAGGGAAGGUGAGCGAGGCGUCAAAGUUUCUACAAAAAAAAAGUAAGCGGAUAAAAUGACGUCAUACACUGAGUAUUCAACGUUAUUAACUUGUUUGGCUGCGUACUCGAGAUUUGAAUUUUCGCGCCAAAUUUUUUUUUUUGACGUCUUUUCACCCCAUUCGGGAACGCCGUGAUCGGAAGAAUCGAAGAAUUUUAAGAAAAAAAUGGUCUUUUCCGUGAUUUCAUCUUUUUUUUUUUGGAGUUUUUUGGAACAGUUUUUAGCUCGAAUUCACGUAAAUCGGUGAUUUUUUUCAGACGACGUGAGCUUUCACCGGAAUCUCGAGCCGCUCGAGAAGCUCUAACCGAUUUUUUGGUCUCGAAUUUGCCAACUUCGAUUGUUCAAGAAGUGACGAGACAGGUCAAGCAUGCGGUUAACAAGAUUUUCGAGGUUGGUGUUUUAAUAACGAAAAUCACACAAAAAUAAUUUUUUUCUCAGAAUUUCGUGUUUUUCAGGACUCAGUAGCCUAAAUAAACUUAAAAAAAUAUUUUUUUCGAAGAGCGAAGUUUUUUAAAAGGGUAUCUCAAUUCCGAUUAAAAAUUUUGCUAAUGUAAAAUAUUCUAAUAGCGCUUGAAGCUUCAGCUUUCUUUCAAAAAAAUUGAGUUUAGAAGUUUGAUAAAAAAACUUGAAAAAUUAGUUAAAAAUCAAAUUUCGCAUUUGAAGGGUUUUUCAGUAAAAUAAAAAUGACUCUCAGAGAGUGAAAAAAAUGAAGGCUAACAACGGAGGUUACUUUAAGGAAAGCCUGGAAAUUCGCCUAUCCUACGAUUUCUGUGACUGAAUGAAAUGUUUAUUUCGCUCACAGACAGACUGGAUAAUUUUAAAAGUCUAAAAAGAGGAAUUUUCACGUUCUAAAAUUGUGAAAUAUUGCAUUCGUUGGUUGCCGAUCAAAAAGUGGGCUUUCACGUAUGAAAACUUAACUUUUACUUUAUUUCUACGUAUGACAACUUCAUUUUUAUUCUUUCUUCAUUUUUCUGACCCUCCUAACAUUGGAAUAUACGUUUCGGGACCUUUUAAAAUGACGAACUUUAUUAGUUUCAGUCGAUGCCAUGUAAUAGAAUGGACCCUUCUGCCAGUACCCAUCUCAAAACCUUGUAAAACUCCCAGAUUCAUCUGAAUCAUCUCUAUUAUUUACUAGCUUUUUAUCAUUCUUGAAAGAUUCCCAUUUUUCGAAGUCAUUUUUAUGUUGAUCAUUUUUCACUGUUUCCACAUCCUGGCAGGCAGGCUUGUGCGAGGGCCGGCCCGUCAGCCUCCCGGCCCCCCUGACCAUUUUGUUAGCUUGGCCCGGCACGGCCUUAGCGGAGGCCUCAAGAAAAAAUGGCCCGCCCGGCCCAAAACGCGCAAUUUUAUCUAGUCGGAUAUCAAGCUUUUUUACGACAAAAAUUACGUUUUUGCUCAUUUUUUCAUUUAAAGUUUAACAAAAACUAUCAUUUCAAAAGUAAAAGUAAAAUUUCGGUGAAAAUUUUUUGAAUGAAAUUUUAGGCCGGGCCGCCUGGCCUGACGCACGAGCCUGCUUGCAGGGAAGGUAAUUUUACUUUGUGUUUGGAAAUUUCCUGAAAAUCGGCACUCCUUGAAGGUAAUUCUGGAAUUCCCAACCUGCACAACUUCCUAUUUUUUAAUAAAAGACGCCUGAAAGUCGAAGAAAAUUUCAAAACCAAUUUUUAAAAAAGCUGUUUUGAGCUCUUAUUUUUUCGAAAACUAGGAAGUUUUGCAGGUUGAGACCUUCAGAAUCUUCAUUUGAUACAUCAAGAAGUAUUCUGGCCGAUUUUCAGAAAAUUCCCAACCGCAAAGUAAAAUGACCUCCCCUGUCAGAAACCAUAAUAAAUUUUUUGGAAAAAAUUUUUCAGCAGCAAAAAUCUUUCUUACUACGCAUUUUUGUUUUUUUCAAGAUCGAAAUCUAUAUUUUGAAGCUCCGAGUGGCGCCCGAAGAUUUGUCGGUCUCCGUUCAAGGCUUCUACCAAUACAUGUUCGAUAAACUCAACAAUUCGCCGUUUUUCGAUCAUGAAAGUGGGUUUUUCGGAUCUAAUUAGCUUAUUAGUUCAUAUAAUUAGCAUGAUGAAUUUUUCAGAAUGCCAGGUGAAGCCGCAAGAUGUGAUGGAGGAAAUCGAGAAGUAUAUUUGCACCUGCUGCUAUCCCCAAUUGUUCUGCGCCAGGUGAAUCAUUGAAGUUGUAAGUCAAGGAAAUGGGUUUUCAGGGAAAAUUUUGAAAGGACCCUUUUUUGAAUGAACCUUUCAUAAAGGGACCCUUUUUUGAAAUAAAUGGAUUUUUAGGUUUUUUGAAAAAAGAGACUUGAUUCCAUAGUAAAAAUGAAAAAAUAGGAAAAGUCGGUGGAAAAGGCUCCUUUUUUGCUGCCUUUUUGCACCAUUUUAUCGACCCUUAUGCACCAUUUUUGCUGCUUUCCACCAUUUCAUGACCCUUUAAAAUCCUAGAAAAAUGGUAGGCUUGAUAAAGAGACCCUUUUUGCUGCUAUUCUUCGGCCUUUCUGCGACCUUUUUGCAGCCUUUCUGUGGCCUUUUUUUCGAGCCUAUCCCUUUUAGCGUCCAUUAUCCAACCUUCCGACUUUGCCUGAGAAUUUACUUUGAUUCAAUUUCAAAAAGAGUAGUUAAAAAUUAUGCCUUUCCAGCUCGGACGAAGAAGUUGCCGAUGAAUCUCUACAAGACAGGAUCAGAUCCUUGCACUGGGUUACCGCCGGAUUCUUGGAAACUCGGCUGGACUUCAAAAAGCAGCCGGUUCGUUGGCAGUGAAAAAAACAUAACAUAUUAAAUUUGAAUAAAAUAGGUUUUUUUAAUCUUCUUGAAACUUUUUGAAGAGAGAAACGGUGAAAAGACUUCUAAAAAGUGAACUUUUCACAGCUUUUUUUAUGCGUUGCCCUUCUUUAGUUGGCUGGGAAAGGAUAUUUCGGAAAAAAACCUUUUUUUCAGAGCGGUGUUGAAUUAUGAAUAUAAUGAGCAUUUCGCUGAAAAAAACAGAUAUUAUAUUUGAAAACGAAAUUUUUUUUGAGAAAGGUGAAUUUUUUUAACGUUUGAAAAGAGUACCUUUAUCGAUACGAGUAAACAUCUUAGAUCCGAAUUAUACAUUUUUUUCUCUGGGUCGCAAUCGAUUUUUAGGUUCCUUAAUGCUUUCGGAAACUACCAUUCAUUUGAAUAAAAUGAACUUAAUUUUCGGCGAAGGUAAAGAAUUCAAUUAUUGGGCACUUUUUUAUUGUGUUGAGGAAGAAGAUUUUGAAAUAGUUUUUUUAUUUCCACCAUAGGCGAAUCGAGAAAGGGUGUCGCGAGAUCCUCUGAGGUAUAUCGCAGGCUCUGAAGCCUCACGAUGGUACCUCUGAGGGUUUUGAGCAAAAUGAGAGAGACUCUGAAGUACCUCCGAGAUGACUCAGAUUCAGCUAAAAGGUAUUCUGGAGGUUUCACGACCCAUUUUAAGAGGUACCUUUGUGGACACUUUAUGGUACCCUCUCGAUUCGCCUGCGACCAACAAUAUCAAUACUAUCAAGAUCGACAUAUUUCUCAGGUCCGUGACCGAUUGGACGAGGCGAUCGGAGAGAUUAUCGAGUUGAAUGGCAGAAGAUCGACCGAGGAGAAGUUGAAUUGCCUUGUUCGAUGUUCACAUUUCAUUUUUUCGGCUUUGAGUGAAAGCGGUUCGAUUUUCAUAUUUUUUGAUAAGAAACUUUGAGCCAAAAAGUAGAACAUUGAUAAUUUAAAAAAAGGGGGUGGGCCGCGGUUUGAGAGGUUAGGCCGCACCCCGGGGUGGGAUUCAGCCGACGAAAUUGUCAUCAAAAUUUUUUUAUAGAUCAUCCAGCCGACGUAUGUCCCAUCCUUCAAGAACCUUUUCCAGGAGCCCCAACUUCUGCCGACGAAUUCUUGCCAGUUCUAAUCUUCAUUUUGCUGCGCGGAAAUCCGCCGUUGAUCCAGUCAAAUGUCAAGUUCAUCAGCCGUUUCGCCCUGCCUUCUAGGGUCAUGAGUGGAGAAUCUGGUCGGUUUCGAAUGAAAAUCAAUGAAAAAAUCGAUAUAUUUAGCAUAUUUCUUCACGAAUCUCUCGUGUGCUCUCCAAUUCGUACAGGACAUGAAUCAUAACAGCCUGAAAAUGGAGCGGAGCGAAUUCGAAGCCUACACUUCGGGACAGUUGGCGCCUCCCUUGAAUGCAGCCAAUUGCGCUUGUAAUCAGGUAUUUUUCAAAUGUGCACGACAACUACAAUGAGAGAGUGAAAAAGGAUUUCUUACGAGUAUUUUUUUAUAAAAAGAACAGAUUUUUUUAUUUGAUUUUUAAGGUUAAUAAUGUAAAGAUUUCCUUUCUGAGAUGCGUAAUAUUUUCCUUCUAAAUAAGAGUUUGAGCAUUUCCAACACUUUUUUUCAGGCCUUAUAAAGUUUUUUUACAAAUCAUUUUUGUGUAGAAAAUUUCAACUUCUGAGGCCUAAAGAUCAAUAAAAAUUUUUUUCCUUUUCUGGAAGCUUCUCUAUAAAAAAAUUGGGGUGUACCCCGAAAAAGUGAUGUUUUUCGUUGAUUUUUGCGCUGCACCCCGCGUUGAACCUGAAUGGGGUGACCGGUCAGAAAUAAAAACCUUUUUAGCUACCGAAACGACCCAGCCUGAAACGGUAGAAAAUGGUGAUAUUGGGAAACAAGCCGCUUCGAAAUCGUGUACGGAAAAAAAAGUACCUUAAUAGGCAUUUAAAGCUAAACGGGGUGCACCCCCUGAUUACACUGCGGGGGAGUUCGAUGUGGGGUGCACCGCAACUUUUGUUAGAGGCUCAAUACACUUUUUUCAAACCAACAGUUUUUUACAGGCCAUAAACAUGAUCGAAAGCGCCCUGGACCGCGUUAAGUUAUUGAUGGACGAACAACAGCAACUUUUUCAGCAAAAUCGAUCAGUUGGAACGGAGGGUCACUGUGUUAGUUUUUUGUAAUAAAAUGUAUUUUCUAUAAAAGUUUGUUUUAAGUGAAGAAGCUGAGUUGGUCUCGGAGUUCAGCAGAAUCGCGACGAGCUUCCCCAGCGAGGAGUACAAGCGGCUUCAUCAAACGGUUCGUUUCAAAAAAAUCAGGAGCAAAAUUCAAAAAAAUGAACUGAAAUAAUCAAUUUUUUUCCCGAAAUGUGUUUGUAAAUAAGUCAAUAAGAUUGCAUUGCAAAUUUUUGGCUUUUUAUAAAACGAAAUUGAAUAUUUUUUUCAAACACUUGGUGAAAAGCGUACUAUUUUUCUUGCACACGGCUGACCGUAUUUUUAUCAUAUUUUUAUGAAAGAUUGCAGUUUUUUUGUUCGUAAAAUAAACUCCAUUCUCUUCAGAUCCGCGAAGAGGAGAAGCUGACGAUGGACGCGAUGUCGCGCUUCUCCCGGCAGUCUUCUGACUCGGGCCAUGGAACUCUGACGGUGGCGGGCACGGCCAGCGCCCCCGGGAGUCCCCAGCCACAACUCGAGCCGUCUUCUCAGUCUCCCUUGGCUGCUGUCUCGGGACAAACUCCGAAGAAAGUUGAAAAGGAGGAAAACGAAGGUGAAUAG